CGUGAUGGACGUGACGCACGCGUGUCGCUGCUGCCUGCGGUGUCCUCCGGACAAGGACCUGACGACGCCGUACACACAUCUCGGCAAAACGGAGAUAUAUGGCGACAUGAUCAAAGAGAGCUUCGAUAUACAUCUGGUGGUGCGCGGCUCGGGCUCGUGCGGCAUCUGCUCUAUGUGCGUGGGCCGCCUGCGAGACGCGAGCGACUUCAAGCUGCAAGUGCAGCGCAGCCAGGCGGAGCUGCAGGCGCGCACGCAGGGAGCGAGCGUCAAAGAGGAAGAAUCUGCCGUUGAGCCAGAGAAUCCAGAAAUGCAGGAGGAAGAUGGGACCAGUGAGCCUGUAUCAGGUGAAGAGCCCCCGGUCAAACCGGAGAUGCUGGAAGAAGAUCAAACACCUGAUGAGAUAUUGCAUGACAUGCUCCGGUUCAACAUGGCGGCCGGAGACGCGGCGAGCGACGGGGGUGACCCGCUGUCGGCGGAGGAGCGGGCGGUCAAGUCGGAGGUGUCGGACGCGGCGAGUGACGAGGACUGCGUGUCGGUGUGUUCGGAGGGCAGCGCCGCCCGCGCCAGGGAACAGCUCGCGAUGGCUUGUUCCGUGGUGCUCGAGCGCCUCCGCGGCGACGAGACUGUUCACAGUGGAGACAAACCAUACCGCUGCGAACACUGUGGCAAACAUUUCAUGAACAAGUCUGUUUUACGAGAACACAUUCAACACACCCACUCAUUGACCGGACAGAAACCAUUUGCUUGUGAUUUUUGUAGUUCUACGUUUCAAACCGAAUUUCUUGUGAUAGAACACGAGAAGAGCGAACACGGUGUUACAAAUUUCAUAUGUGCUGAAUGUGAGUAUACAACAAGUUCCAAGAAAAGUUUGGAGACUCAUUUAAAGAGUCACUCUUUGGAGAACAAUUUUAAUUGUAGUCACUGUAGUUACACAAGUUCUCGUAAACGUGAUUUACACAAACACCAAACAAUACACUUGGCUAGAAAGCCUUUAAAGUGUAGUGACUGUGAUUUUAAAUGCAAUGUUGAAUCAAACCUGCGACGUCACCAGAAGACGCACAACCGGAGGCACCAGAGAAUACUCACUAGAAAAAAACCUUACAAAUGUAGUCAUUGCAACUACAAGUGCAGUGUUAGUACUAAUUUACGAAGACACAAAAGGAUACAUACUGGAGCGAAGCCAUUUCAGUGUAGCCACUGUGGUUACAAAUGCAGUCAGAAGUCAAACUUACAAAAACACCUGAUGAUACAUACUGGAGCAAAGCCAUUUCAAUGUAGCUACUGUGAAUACAAAUGCAGUCGGAAGUCACACUUACAACAACACCUGAUGACACAUACUGGGGCGAAGCCAUUUCAGUGUAGCCACUGUGAUUACAAAUGCAGUCAGAAGUCAAACUUACAAAAACACCUGAUGAUACAUACUGGAGCAAAGCCAUUUCAAUGUAGCCACUGUGAUUACAAAUUUAAUCUGAAGUCACACUUACAACAACACUUGAUGACACAUACUGGGGCGAAGCCAUUUCAGUGUAGCUACUGUGAAUACAAAUGCAGUCGGAAGUCACACUUACAACAACACCUGAGGACACAUACUGGGGCGAAGCCAAUUCAGUGUAGCCACUGUGAUUACAAAUGCAGUCACAAGUCAGCCUUACAAAGACACCUGAUGAUACAUACCGGGGCGAAGCCAUUUCAGUGUAGCCAUUGUGAUUACAAAUGCAGCCGGAAGUCACACUUACAAAAACACCUACUGAAACAUACUGGGCCGAAUCAAUUUAAAUGUAGUGAUUGCGACUACAAAUGCAGACUGGAAUCACAUUUAAAAAGACACCAGACGAAGCAUACUAUGGCGAAUUCAUAACAAUGUGACAGUGGCGAAGUGUCCUCAGA
This is a messenger RNA of Cydia amplana, 1887 nucleotides long. Its product is annotated as gastrula zinc finger protein XlCGF57.1-like. Gene Ontology annotation, cellular component: nucleus. The record is from RefSeq and is a predicted model, not a curated record. The transcript is spliced from 7 exons. Gene Ontology annotation, molecular function: RNA polymerase II cis-regulatory region sequence-specific DNA binding; zinc ion binding; DNA-binding transcription factor activity, RNA polymerase II-specific. Gene Ontology annotation, biological process: regulation of transcription by RNA polymerase II. NCBI's taxonomy places the organism in Eukaryota, Metazoa, Arthropoda, Insecta, Lepidoptera, Tortricidae. The coding region runs from base 5 to 1858 and encodes 617 amino acids.